UUCAAGAAUUUGUAUUUGCUCGUUUAAUUCCAAUUGCAAUAGAUCUUAAUUCCGCGCAAUCGAUACCAAAGAAAUGAGAGACAGAAUGGAAAGGCUUGUCAUUCUUCCUUUCUCUUUUGGUUGUGUCUCUGAGGCCACCGUUGCAGUGGGCACUACGCAACCAAGAAGAUCAAGACCAGACACUAAUUCACAAGCUGCUACAACAAAAGGCCCUAAGGAUAUUUCGGAAAGCAUGUCUGGUGAAAGCAUGAGGAACUUGCUGAAGUUUCAUGAGGAUGUCCCAAAAUCCAACACACACCCCAGCUUCAAUAGGUUGUUAAAGGGUUUCAAGAACCUUCCUCAAUUGUUUGUGGAUAAAGAAAAAGUGGAAAUGGAGAUGGAAAUAGGGUGCCCAACAAAUGUGCAGCACGUGACACAUAUUGGUUGGGAUGGCACAGGAACAGGAACAGGAACUGCAACAUCCUCCGAGUCCAUUAUGGGAUGGAAGGAUGCUGUACCUCCUCCGCCUCACCUUUUACAACAGUUCAACUUGGAACCAAAACCUGGAACAUUAUCAUCAUCAUCUCCCAUGAAGCAGACUCCUAAUUAA
This is a messenger RNA of Abrus precatorius (Indian licorice), 589 nucleotides long. Its product is annotated as CRIB domain-containing protein RIC4-like. NCBI's taxonomy places the organism in Eukaryota, Viridiplantae, Streptophyta, Magnoliopsida, Fabales, Fabaceae. The transcript has 3 exons. Bases 74 to 589 code for a protein of 171 amino acids. The record is from RefSeq and is a predicted model, not a curated record.